Messenger RNA from Elephantulus edwardii (Cape elephant shrew), 912 nucleotides. RefSeq lists its product as uncharacterized. The transcript is spliced from 8 exons. The record is from RefSeq and is a predicted model, not a curated record. The coding region runs from base 1 to 912 and encodes 303 amino acids. Lineage: Eukaryota; Metazoa; Chordata; Mammalia; Macroscelidea; Macroscelididae. Gene Ontology annotation, molecular function: S-adenosylmethionine-dependent methyltransferase activity.
AUGGACUUUCACUCUGCCAGGCGUGCAGUUCUACAGCUGUUGGAUGCUGUGGUUCCUGCUGACCGGCCAGCGCUGCUCCGGUGGAUGCGAACGACCAGAGACUUUGAUGAAUUCAUUGAAGAUAAUAAUGAAAUUAUGUUGAAAAACAUAGCAGAAGACCUUCGGAGCUGUUUACCUAUAGAAACUAUGCUUUCCUCGGAACAACUAGCCCUUCAGAAAAUACAGCAGCAGCCAGAACCCACAGUUCACGUUGAUGCAUUCCUUUAUGAUGAAGACUUUAUUGAUUCAUUAUGUGAAGAAGGAAAAAUGAGCAGAAACUACUGCAUGGUGUGUGGUUCACACCAAACAGCACCUUUAAGAUUUAUUUCUCAUUCUUUCUCCCUUGUGGAAUUGAAGUUUAUAUAUAAUCAUGUACUCCCUGAUCUGUCAGGAAAGAUCUUGGUUGACAUUGGCUCCAGACUUGGCACAGUUCUCUAUGGGGGUUAUCUUUACAGUUCAGCAUUGCAACUGUAUGGAGUUGAAAUGAAUGAAGACUUUUGCCAGUUGCAGGAAAUGGUCAUUAAAAAGUACCAGUUUGCUGACCGAAUAAAGGUGCUUCACGCAGACAUCUGUACCCAGGAUUCACUUCUGCAAAAUGCUGAUGUUGUUAUAAUGAAUAAUGUGUUUGAAUAUUUUCUUAAUGAGGCAGAACAAGCCAGAGCCUGGGAAUAUAUCAGCCAUCAUGUGAGGAAACAAGGAUCAUUAUUAAUUACUGUACCAAGUCUUCAAGAGGCUCUCUCAGGUCUUCAGACUAAUAUACAGUUAUCCCUCUGGGUUGAAGAGAUACCUUUGACCUAUGAUGUCUACCCAGAAAAGGAUAUUGACAGAGAAGCUCUUGAACAAAUUCAUUUAUAUAAGAUUCUACAGCACUAA